AUGCCAGGGCUGUGGGGGACCGUUUAUUUUCUAGGCACUGCUCAGGUUUGCGGCUUCUGGUUUUCCCGGUGGAAUUUGGACGGGGUCAUGAAUCAAACUGAUGCUCCUCGACCCCUAAACUGGACCAUCCGGAAGCUGUGCCAUGCAGCCUUUCUCCCAUCUGUCAGACUUCUUAAGGCUCAGAAGUCCUGGAUAGAAAGAGCGUUUUAUAAAAGAGAAUGUGUUCACAUCAUACCCAGCACCAAAGACCCCCAUAGGUGUUGCUGCGGGCGUUUAAUAGGCCAGCAUGUCGGCCUCACUCCCAGUAUCUCAGUUCUUCAGAAUGAGAAAAAUGAAAGUCGCCUCUCCCGAAAUGACAUCCAGUCUGAGAAGUGGUCCAUCAGCAAGCACACUCAACUCAGCCCCACAGAUGCUUUUGGGACCAUUGAGUUCCAGGGAGGCGGCCAUUCCAACAAAGCCAUGUACGUACGAGUAUCUUUCGAUACAAAACCUGAUCUCCUGCUACACCUGAUGACCAAGGAAUGGCAAUUGGAGCUUCCCAAGCUUCUCAUCUCAGUUCAUGGGGGCCUACAGAACUUUGAACUCCAGCCAAAACUCAAGCAAGUCUUUGGGAAAGGUCUCAUCAAAGCAGCCAUGACAACUGGAGCAUGGAUAUUCACUGGAGGUGUUAACACAGGUGUUAUUCGUCAUGUUGGAGAUGCCUUGAAGGACCAUGCAUCUAAGUCUCGAGGGAAGAUAUGUACCAUAGGUAUCGCCCCUUGGGGAAUUGUGGAAAACCAGGAGGACCUGAUUGGAAGAGAUGUUGUCCGGCCAUAUCAGACCAUGUCCAAUCCCAUGAGCAAGCUCACUGUUCUCAACAGCAUGCAUUCUCACUUCAUUCUGGCCGACAAUGGGACCACCGGAAAGUACGGAGCAGAGGUGAAACUUAGGAGACAACUGGAAAAGCAUAUUUCACUCCAGAAGAUAAACACAAGAUGCCUGCCGUUUUUCUCUCUUGAUUCCCGCUUGUUUUAUUCAUUUUGGGGUAGUUGCCAAUUAGACCCAAUUGGAAUCGGUCAAGGCGUUCCAGUGGUGGCACUCAUUGUGGAAGGAGGACCCAAUGUGAUCUCAAUUGUCUUGGAAUACCUUCGAGAUACCCCUCCCGUGCCAGUUGUUGUCUGUGAUGGGAGUGGACGGGCAUCUGACAUCCUGGCAUUUGGGCAUAAAUAUUCAGAAGAAGGCGGACUUAUAAAUGAAUCUUUGAGGGACCAGCUGUUGGUGACCAUCCAGAAGACUUUCACAUACACUCGAACCCAAGCUCAGCACCUGUUCAUCAUCCUCAUGGAGUGCAUGAAGAAGAAGGAAUUGAUUACGGUAUUUCGGAUGGGAUCAGAAGGACACCAGGACAUUGAUUUAGCCAUCCUGACAGCUUUGCUUAAAGGAGCCAAUGCCUCGGCCCCAGACCAACUGAGCUUAGCUUUAGCGUGGAACAGAGUCGACAUCGCCCGCAGCCAGAUCUUUAUUUAUGGGCAACAGUGGCCGGUGGGGUCUCUGGAGCAAGCCAUGUUGGAUGCCCUAGUUCUGGACAGAGUGGAUUUUGUGAAAUUACUCAUAGAGAAUGGAGUAAGCAUGCACCGUUUUCUCACCAUCUCCAGACUAGAGGAAUUGUACAAUACGAGACAUGGGCCCUCAAACACAUUGUACCACUUGGUCAGGGAUGUCAAAAAGCGAGAAUAUCCAGGUUUCGGUUGGAUCUAUUUUAAGGGGAACCUGCCCCCAGACUACAGAAUCAGCCUGAUAGACAUCGGCCUGGUGAUCGAGUACCUGAUGGGAGGGGCUUAUCGCUGCAACUACACGCGCAAGCGCUUCCGGACGCUCUACCACAAUCUCUUUGGCCCCAAGAGGCCCAAAGCCUUGAAACUGCUGGGAAUGGAGGAUGAUGUUCCCUUGAGGCGAGGAAGAAAGACAACCAAGAAGCGUGAAGAAGAGGUGGACAUUGACUUGGAUGACCCUGAGAUCAACCACUUCCCUUUCCCUUUUCAUGAGCUGAUGGUGUGGGCCGUCCUGAUGAAGCGACAGAAGAUGGCCCUGUUCUUCUGGCAGCACGGCGAGGAGGCCAUGGCCAAGGCCUUGGUGGCCUGUAAGCUCUGCAAAGCCAUGGCCCAUGAGGCUUCUGAGAAUGACAUGGUUGAUGAUAUCUCCCAGGAGCUGAACCACAACUCCAGGGACUUUGGCCAGCUGGCCGUGGAGCUCCUGGACCAGUCCUACAAGCAGGAUGAGCAGCUGGCCAUGAAACUGCUGACAUAUGAGCUGAAGAACUGGAGCAACGCCACAUGCCUGCAGCUCGCGGUAGCUGCCAAGCACCGUGACUUCAUCGCACACACAUGCAGCCAGAUGUUGCUCACGGACAUGUGGAUGGGUCGGCUCCGGAUGCGCAAGAACUCAGGCCUCAAGGUAAUUCUGGGAAUUCUACUUCCUCCUUCAAUUCUCAGCUUGGAGUUCAAGAACAAAGAUGACAUGCCCUAUAUGACUCAGGCCCAGGAAAUUCACCUACAAGAGAAGGAGCAAGAAGAACCAGAGAAGCCCACAAAGGAAAAAGACGAAGAGGACAUGGAACUGACAGCAAUGUUGGGACGAAACAACGGGGAGUCCUCCAGGAAGAAGGAUGAAGAGGAAGUUCAGAGCAGACACCGGUUAAUCCCCCUGGGCAGAAAAAUCUAUGAAUUCUACAAUGCACCCAUUGUGAAGUUCUGGUUCUACACUCUGGCGUACAUCGGAUACUUGAUGCUCUUCAACUAUAUCGUGUUAGUGAAGAUGGAGCGCUGGCCUUCCACCCAGGAAUGGAUCGUCAUUUCCUAUAUUUUCACCCUGGGAAUAGAAAAGAUGAGAGAGAUUUUGAUGUCAGAGCCAGGGAAAUUGCUACAAAAAGUAAAGGUGUGGCUGCAAGAGUACUGGAAUGUCACAGACCUCAUAGCCAUCCUUCUGUUCUCUGUUGGAAUGAUCCUUCGUCUCCAAGACCAGCCCUUCAGGAGUGACGGGAGGGUCAUCUAUUGUGUGAACAUCAUUUAUUGGUACAUUCGUCUAUUAGACAUCUUUGGCGUGAACAAGUAUUUGGGCCCAUAUGUAAUGAUGAUUGGAAAAAUGAUGAUAGACAUGAUGUACUUUGUCAUCAUUAUGCUGGUGGUGCUGAUGAGUUUUGGGGUCGCCAGGCAAGCCAUUCUGUUUCCCAAUGAGGAGCCAUCAUGGAAAUUGGCCAAGAACAUCUUCUACAUGCCCUAUUGGAUGAUUUAUGGGGAAGUGUUUGCAGACCAGAUAGACCCUCCCUGUGGACAGAAUGAGACUCGAGAGGAUGGUAAAAUAAUCCAACUGCCUCCCUGCAAGACAGGAGCCUGGAUCGUGCCGGCCAUCAUGGCCUGCUACCUCCUAGUGGCAAACAUCCUGCUGGUCAACCUCCUCAUCGCUGUCUUUAACAAUACAUUUUUUGAGGUAAAAUCGAUAUCCAACCAAGUGUGGAAGUUUCAGAGGUAUCAGCUCAUCAUGACUUUCCAUGAAAGGCCCGUUCUGCCCCCACCUCUGAUCAUAUUCAGCCACAUGACCAUGAUAUUCCAGCACCUGUGUUGCCGAUGGAGAAAACACGAGAGUGACCCAGAUGAAAGGGACUAUGGCCUGAAGCUCUUCAUAACUGAUGAUGAGCUCAAGAAAGUACAUGAUUUUGAAGAGCAGUGCAUAGAGGAAUAUUUCAGAGAGAAGGAUGACCGAUUCAACUCGUCCAAUGAUGAGAGGAUACGAGUGACUUCAGAAAGGGUGGAGAACAUGUCCAUGCGGCUGGAGGAAGUCAAUGAGAGGGAACACUGCAUGAGGGCCUCGCUCCAGACCGUGGACAUUCGGCUGGCGCAGCUCGAGGACCUCAUUGGGCGCAUGGCUACAGCCCUGGAGCGCCUGACGGGUCUGGAGCGGGCCGAGUCCAACAAAAUCCGCUCGCGGACCUCCUCAGACUGCACAGACGCAGCCUACAUUGUCCGCCAGAGCAGCUUCAACAGCCAGGAGGGGAACACCUUCAAGCUCCAAGAGAGUAUAGAUCCUGCAGGUGAGGAGACCUUGUCCCCAACUUCUCCAACCCUAAUGCCCCGUAUGCGAAGCCAUUCUUUCUAUUCAGUCAAUGUGAAAGACAAAGGUGGGAUAGAAAAGUUGGAGAGUCUCUUUAAAGAAAGGUCACUGAGCCUACACCGGGCUACUAGUUCCCACUCUGUAGCAAAAGAAUCCAGAGCUCCUGCAGCCCCUGCAAACACCUUGGCCAUUGUUCCUGAUUCCAGGAGACCAUCUUCAUGUAUAGACAUCUGUGUCUCUGCCAUGGAUGAGCUCCACUGUGAUAUAGACCCUCUGGACAAUUCCAUGAACAUCCUUGGGCUGGGAGAGCCAAGCUUUUCGGCUCCAGUACCUUCCACAGCUCCUUCAAGUAGUGCCUAUGCAACUCUUGCACCCACAGACGGACCUCCAAGCCGGAACAUUGAUUUCGAGGACAUCACCUCCAUGGACACUAAAUCUUUUUCUUCAGACUAUACCCACCACCCGGAAUGCCAAAACCUGUGGGACACUGACCCUCCAAUGUACCACACCAUCGAGCGUUCCAAAAGUAGCCGCUACCUAGCCACCACCCCCUUUCUUCUAGAAGAGGCCCCCAUCGUGAAAUCUCACAGCUUUAUGUUUUCUCCUUCGAGGAGCUAUUAUGCCAACAUUGGGGUGCCUGUGAAAACAGCAGAAUACACAAGUAUUACCGACUGUAUUGACACAAGGUGUGUCAAUGCCCCUCAAGUGAUUGCUGACAGAGCCACCUUCCCGGGAGGUCUUGGAGGAAAAGUGGAGGACUCAUCAUGCUGCCAUCCCGAACGAGAAGCAGAACUGAGUCACCCCAGCUCUGACAGUGAGGAGAAUGAGGCCAAGGGCCGGAGAGCCGCCAUUGCAAUACGCCCCCAGGAGGGUGGUAAUUCAGACAGAACCCUGUCCAACAACAUCACAGUUCCCAAGCUAGAGCGCGCCAGCAGCUACUCAGCAGAGGAGCCAAGUGUGCCAUAUGCACACACCAGGAAGAGCUUCUCCAUCAGUGACAAGCUCGACAGGCAGCGGAACGCAGCAAGCCUGAGAAAUCCCUUCCAGAGGAGUAAGUCCUCCAAGCCAGAGGGCCGAGGGGACAGUCUGUCCAUGAGGAGACUCUCCAGAACAUCCGCUUUCCACAGCUUUGAAAGCAAACACAACUAAACCUUCCAAUAAGCUUUGCAGGAGGCUCAAGAAUCCAGCCCUAAAAUUCUCCCCAAAAUUCACCUGUUCCCCUUCCUUGAAACUUAUCUGCUUUAUUCGUAGUUGAGCAAAACACAUAUUGCCUUGGGAGGUGUUAACUCAAAGGUGACUUCUGGGCCAGAGAUCGAGAAAGCAUUUGUUCUGGUCCGGUGCCAAACAUGGGAUUUAAGUCAUGUUCACACUUGAUGGGUAGGGAGGGGAAAAAGGGAGAAGAAGGGUUGAGAUGAGUGUGUAUCACUAGUCACUUCAGAAAGCCGUGAGUUCUGGGAAUGAAUGGGGCUUCAAGCACUGUCCGUGCCAGGAGUCAUCUUUCCAUUUCUGACCAUUAUCAAGAGUUUUAGGAUGCAGGGCUAAAUUGCAAAAAUAAAAUAAAAUAGCCAGCAUACAAAUGAGAUAUUCUAAACUUUCAAUUCUGUUUUCUUUUCACAUUGGCUCCAUCACUGGUGACUGACGAAGAGCAUCCUUUUUAUUCAGUAUAAGCCGGCAGCAAGCAGUUCUACCUAACGUCCCACAUCCUUCUCAUGCCAACACUUCUGUAAUUGAUCAUUAUAAAGAAAAAAACAAGGUAACAGUCAUAGUUCACCUGUCUCUUAUAUAUUCGUUUCUGGUGCCACAACUUUUAUCUCUUUUGAAGAAAAUAAAGGGAAAAGAAACGCCUUUUUGUAUUGCAAUCAAAAUGAAAGAAGAAUUGAUGUUAAAAACAAAUGUCAAGUGGUUUAUUAUAAACAGUGGGCAUUCAAGUAUAGUCAAGCAAGCUCAGGAUGAAUGUAAUUAAAUAAUUUUAUAUUUUUUAAUUUAUUUUGUAUCUCACCUGUCAUCAGUGAAGCCACUCACUGAAUAUGUAUUAGGGAACUUAAAAAAAUAGUAGGCAGAACUCACCUAAAACUGCCAUAUGGGAUACUGUUAUCUUCUCACCAUCCAUGUCAUGUGUGAUGCUGCUGUGUGACCUUCAUCAUUUGUAUGAGCCUACCAUGUCUUCUGAACGUCUCCAGGAUGUAAUUGCCAAUUUUCCGCACCACUCACCACAUGAGCAUUUUGUAUAUGAAUAUCUGGUUACAUGUGGAUAUUUUCAUACCUAGAGUUUUGCCAUUUAAUCUGAGCUCAGCUUAAAUUUAAUUGGAGUUUUUCAAGGGCUGGUAUCUUUUUUAUGGAAUGUUCCAAAGCACUUUUUAAGGAAGUUUCAAAACCAUAAAUAACCUUAGACUUGACUGGGAGUUUGGUAUCAACCCAAGCCGUCAGUUGCAGGCAUACCAUGAAUAUUUUUCUUAUGCACAGAGUUAUAAAAAAGAUACAGUAGACUAAAAUAGAAAACAAAUAAACAUGUAAAGAGUUCUGUAGUGUAUGCUGCUUAUAUACAUAUAUAUGCAUUUACCCAGGGAGACAUGUUAAUAUAUAGUAUAUAAACAGACAUAUAGAGCUUUCUUAAAAGGCUUGGACUUUUCUAUCACCUUGAGACAUAACCAGGAUUUUUUAAUAUCCAAGGAGUUCCAUUGAAAGAGUUCAUUAUGUUAAAUUUUGACUGAUGUUGAAAUUAUGAAUUUUUAAAUCCCUAUGACCUCAGCUUUUCCUUGUACCAAACUAGACAUGGCGCACUACCUUCCCUUUGCUCCUUUAGGUGCGGAAGCAGUUGCUAUCGUGGCGUCUCGUUUAGUCUGGUUUCUCCUACACAAAGCGAUUAUGCCAAGUACAAUCAGAAUAGGCAUGCCAGUCUAAGCCAGAUAGUAUUAUGGACUCGAGAAUGUAGGCAUACGUUUCUAGAUCCGAAUCUGGAUUUCAAGUGGGAUAAAGAAAUCUUGACCCUCAAAUCUUUGGAUUCCUAUUUGGAUCACUGAUUUCAAAGCGAAUAAAGAUCUUUAAGGAGAAAGACUUAAUGUCUCUGACCCCAAAUACUACCUGGCUCUUUUGUUUCUCUGUAGUUAUGAACUCCAAAUUGUCUCAUUAUGUGAAAUCAAGUAAGCACAUGGACAAAAUCUCUAGCCUUUAAAUAUUUAAACAAACCCCAAAACCUUCUGAACAAGUUUUCAGUUGUAGAGAUAAUGAUGUGGCCACAUAUAAAGAAUUAAAGAAUUCCUUCUUCACUCCUUGGAUUUAAGUGAAUAAGAAAUAAGUCACCAGAGUCCCUCAUAUAUAAUUGCUCUAGAAACACUUAAAUUUUUAUUGAACUCCAUCUUGGCUAUUUCCCCCUCAGCAAACACACAUUUGAGAAUAGAUCAGUUGCCCUUAAACUUCCUUGAGUCACGAAUCUCUAUGAGGAUCUAAUGAAAGCUCUGGGCCCGCUUCCCAGAAAAAAAUGUACAUACAUGCAAAGCUGCAGUAUACCUUAAAGGGUUCAUGCACCCCUGGUUCCAUAUUGAUUGAUAAUGAGGAGGAGGAGGAACCAUGUUUGUUCAUAAUCAAUGCAGUUGUAAUAGGCACUUUACAUUUCAAGACCAUUUCUCUGUGACUCUCAGGAAGGCCAAGUCUCAGCACCAGGGUUUGAACCAAGAUUUUGUUAUUUUUGUUCCUUAGAUUAGCUUUUGCUAGUUUGAUGUACUUACAUCCUAACACUUUGAUGGUUUUACGUAUGGAGCACAUUUACAAAGCCAGAAGCCUCUCUAAAUCUGUAGAGGAAUCUAAGAAGGAGGUGAAAUCAUUAUUCUUUGACCACAGAGCAGGAUAUCACAGCACCUCCAGGGCCUCAUUCUGGACCAGAUUGAAAGUAGGGGAAAGAAAUUAUGAGCAUGAGUGUUUCCAUUCAUCGUGAUUUCUGGAGAGAACCGAGCAGAACCUGGGAAACAAAGUAUUUAACAGCCCUGACCUUGUGACUACCUGGUCCUUUUGUUGUGCAUGAAAAUGAAGUUCUUACAUCUUUUGUGAAGUGUGUGAAAUAUAUAAGCCAAAUUUAAGUGACUUUAAACACAACCUGUGUAACUUUCAUGAGCCAUUUCUUUCCUGUGCACUUACAUGUGUAUUAUGUUUCCAUCCAUUUCUUUACAUUUCUGGGUGUUCUGCACACCGACAUGGCAUUGAUUCAGUGGCCUUGUACAGUCAGCUUGUGUCCAGCUCAUUUAUUUCACCAUGUCCCUGAUCGAGGGGACGUUAAUUAUCUGUCUCUGUGAAUUAAGCAGCCCGUGAGCAGCAAGUUAUUGAGGAAUGUAAAUAAAGUCAUAGAGCGCUCAAGGAAGUAAUAGCUUUGGUUUAAUCAUAUGCUUCUAAGGUGCCAAUUUUUAUAUACUACUAUAUGUGAUGAUUUGUUCUAAAGUAGUCCUUUUGAAAAAAAAAAAAAGUAAGGAUGUUUAAUGAAAAUGACCAUGGAAAUUCCUGAUUAACCAACAUACUUUAUACUUAUACUUAGAAACUCCCUCCUUAAUGGAUUUCAGUGAAGCUGGAAAGCUUGAGUGUAAUUGUCAUGACUAGUUUGAGUAUUUCUCCAGCCAGAAGGUGUAUUAGGGGUCAGAAUGCAGCACUUUACAGAACUGGAUUUUUUUUUUAAGUCUAAGCUUCCAGGUCUAGGAUAUUAUAUAGCACUUUGAAAGUUCCCCCUUUAAAAUAUAUAUAUCAGAAUAAUCGAAUGAGAAAAAUGUACUUGCAAGAACACAAAAUGUGUUUCUUCUGAAUGUUUCAAAUGUAUUCUAAAAGAUGGUUUCUAUAGAUAAUAUUAUGGUAGAUAACUGGAUAGCACAUUUAUUCUACUUUCUGAGGCUGUACAGUCUAAUCUUUCUGAAUGUUUGGGCUGUUUAACUUCUGUAAUGAUAAUAAAUAUUAUCCAGUCAUCGAUCAUGUUAUAUCUAUAGGCUAUACCAUUCGAUGUGUGUGGGGCAAUGCUAUAUUAUAAAACACAUGUAAACAUAUAUGUAACCCGUGUUUAACUCAGCAUAGUUGUAGCAUGUGGUUGUAUUAAUGAACGUUACAGGACAGCUUUAUAAUCAUUUACAAAUCUGUAACAUUCAAUAAAGAAGCACAUGUUGCAAGGAUUAAUGAUGUUCCCAAUUCCAUGUUAUUUAGCAUCCUCGUGAAAUGGGCACUUUUGUUCCUGAUCUGCUUUAUGUUUUUCACAUUCCCGUAGACCACUGUAAAAUAUUCAUAUAAGCUGAUGUGCAUCUUCUAACCAGCCCAGCGAGCUGUGGUAGGCAAGUUGUGAUUCUGUGAAAGACAAACUGGCAUGUUAUACAAAAGACUAUAUGACAAAUGAACUGAAAAUAGUAUUUUAAGCUCCAGUUGAAUUAGCUGUUUGUUUACAUCUGCUAACCCAACGUGGAAGCAGUGUACAGUAUUUUAUAAAUAUGUUCAUGUAGUAACACUGAUAUGUUUGUUUCUAGACAAAGUGAUGCUAGUGUGUAGGUGGUUAUAUCCUUAUUCUAGAUAUUGCAUUAUAGCUCACUAUUCUUUAAUAAUAGUAAUGUGACUUAAAUGAAGUAAUCCCGCUCCAAAUCCAGUCUUAAUUUUGUGGCAACAAAAUGCAUGCACUGCUUUAUGCGUUUCUUUUGACUUUUUAAAGGCACUUAACAUUUUACUGUUGCCUGCUGUGACACUUAAACCAUUUAGGAACUCACUC
Molecule: messenger RNA, 9808 nt
Organism: Physeter macrocephalus (sperm whale)
Lineage: Eukaryota; Metazoa; Chordata; Mammalia; Artiodactyla; Physeteridae
Gene: TRPM3
Product: transient receptor potential cation channel subfamily M member 3
Exons: 27
Coding region: 1-5235 (1744 amino acids)
Biological process (GO): protein tetramerization; metal ion transport; monoatomic cation transmembrane transport
Cellular component (GO): plasma membrane
Molecular function (GO): monoatomic cation channel activity
Source: RefSeq, a predicted model, not a curated record